CCGUGGGCUGGCUUUAGGAGGUCAAAAGUAACAAGCAGCAAAAAAACACAAGCCAGGCGCCGGGAAAGCGCAGUGCCCGGGCAAAGAGCGAAGUUGAGCGGAGCAAGGUGAGUCCGGAAGCGGACUCUUGUGCAAAGGGCGUGGGAUCACGGGUGCUGGGGGGUGGGCACUGGGGGCAAAUGGUCGGAUAGGCCUGGGAUAGCUCAGUCAGUGGAGCAUGAGACAGUUAAACUCAGGGUCGUGGGUUCGAGUUCUGCGGAGAGACAGAAGAUUCCUGCAUUAGGGGGUUGGACUAGAUGAGCCUCAGGGUCCUUUCCAACUCUGCAGUUUGAUGGUUCUGUGAUUCCCCAAAGGGGCACAAGGUGCUGGGUUGGGUUUGUGAUCAAAAGUAGGAAGCUGGCAGUCGGGAGACAGGGCAGGGAAAGGUAAGGGGCAGCCACGUUAUCGUACAAGAGGUGGAAGGAGGAGGUGUCAGAAAGCAAAAGCAGAGCGGCACCAGGGAACAAGGGGCUGUGGGCAAGGUGGUGGUGGACUGCGAUUGGCACUGGGGUGAGUAGGCUCCAAGCCACAAGGACAAGCAAAAGGAUUGCAGUGUGGGAGCAAUUUGUCGUCCGGCUGGCAGAAGAUGGGUUGCACGGGGAGAAUGACAGAAUUGUAGGGUUGAAAAGGGACCCAACCCCAAGCAACAAAGGAGUCUUUUGCCCAGCGUGGGGCUCAAACCCACAACCCUGAGAUUAAGAGCCCCGUGCUCUACUGACUGAGCUAUGCAGGAGAGAUUAAUGCUUCCUGCAUUGUGGCAGCAAAAAGCAGGACAUAUGAGGGCCACACUUGUGGUGGGUCUCAGCCUUAGCCUGUGUACGCAUCAUAUAUAUUUAAAGCGCGUUUCCUCCUCCCCAAGGAUCCUGACAAGUGUAGUUUUUUGAGUGUGCUAGUUGUAUAUCUGUGAUGAGUAAACUACAGUUUCCUUGGGGGGGCGCAGGACGUGUUUUGAAUAUGCUUUAGAUGUAUAGGGUGUUCAGCUCAAAGGACUCAGUUACUUAGAGCAAGGGUAGGCAACCUAAGGCCCGGGGGCCGGAUGCGGCCCAAUCGCCUUCUCAAUCCGGCCCGCGGAUGGUCCGGGAAUCAGUGUGUUUUUACAUGAGUAGAAUGUGUCCUUUUAUUUAAAAUGCAUCUCUGGGUUAUCUGUGGGGCAUAGGAAUUUGUUCAUAUAUUUUUUUCCAAAAUAUAGUCCGGUCCACCACAUGGUCUGAGGGACGGUGGACUGGCCCACAGCUGAAAAAGGCUGCUGACCCCUGGCUUAGAGCGUGGUGCUGAUAACACUGAGGCUGCAAGUUCGAUCCCUGCAUGGGACAGCUGCAUAUUCCUGCAUUACGGGGGUUGGACUUAGAUGAUCCUUCCAAAUCUACAGUUCUAUGGUUCUAUGAUUCAGUGAAUUGGUCAAGGUAGGAAAGCAAGGUGCCCAUUAAACACUGAGGUAGAUUGAUGGAAAUCGUGGACAUUGGACCAGAAGAAUGGGAGUUUCUUAUCAGAAGAAGGCAGCAAAGUGUAUUAGAUACAGAGCACCAGAGUGCUGUUUGCAUGGGUAAGUCAAGCAGGUGGCAUCAGCGUGGCAUUGGCAACAGAAACCAGGUUUUCGGGAUGUGAUGUGUAGUUUGAAAAGUGCCAGUAAGGUAAGGAGGUGUAGCAGUUGCACGAGAGAGCUAUACUCCAGGCAGCAGGCUGCCCAGAAGUGGGCCAAUGCCACAUUGAAGAGAAGACACUACAGGGUCCAGUCAAACCUCAGUUGUCAAACAUAAUCCUGUUUGGCUUCCGAAAUUUUCGACAACCAAGGCGCAGCUUCCGAUUGGUUGCAAGAACUUCCUGCACACAAGCCAGACGUUCAGCUUCCAAAAAACGUUUGAAAACCAGAGCAUUUACUUUUUCAGCAUUCAGGAGCCGAAACGUUCCAAAACAGAGGCGUUCAGUAGUCGAGGUUUGAAUGUAUGAGGUAAAAAAAGUUAAAGGACCACUGGACAGUUAAGUCCAGUCAAAGGCGACAAUGGGGUUGCAGCACUCAUCUCACUUUCAGGCCGAGGGAGCCGGCGUUUGUCAGCAGACAGCUUUGCGGGUAAUGUGGCCAAGCAUGACUAAACCACUUUUGGUGCGCACGGAAACGCCAUUUAUCUUCCCGCUGCAGCGGUACCUAUUUAUCUACUUGCACUGGUGUGCUUUCGAACUGCUAGGUUGGCAGGAGCUGGGACAGAGCAACGGGAGCUCACUCUGUUGUGGGGAUUCGAACUGACGACCUUCUGAUCGGCAAGGCCAAGAGGCUCGGUGGUUUAGACCACAGCGCCACCCGGUCCCCUAUAUAAUACCAAAGGGUAUCAGCCCUUUGGAAUCUCCCCUUCUGGGAUGCCCCUGGGGAACAAGGACCACUUGCACAUGAGAGACGCAGAGGGAUGGCAGAAGUAUCUUGACUGAGAGACAGGAAAGUGAAAUUCUCCCAGAGUUCUCCAAACUGGAAGAGCAAAGGAAAACUCCCAGUGAGAGCUGGGAGAGUCUGUAAUUCUCUGUGGAGGUGGGGAUUAAGAAGAUUGUACUUGGGCACUGUUUUUGUACUUUAGAUAGGGGCUGGCAGGGGAGUUGGUAGGCUUUGAAAGAACUACAGUGGUACCUCAGGUUAAGAACUUAAUUCAUUCCGGAGGUCCGUUCUUAACCUGAAACUGUUCUUAGCCUGAGGUACCACUUUAGCUAAUAGGGCCUCCCACUGCCGCUGUGCUGCCGCCGCACGAUUUCUGUUCUCAUCCUGAGGUAAAGUUCUUAACCCGAGAUACUAUUUCUGGGUUAGCGGAGUCUGUAACCUGAAGUGUAUGUAACCUGAAGCGUCUGUAACCUGAGGUACCACUGUAUUUGGAUUUCAUCCAGAAUGUUUAGGAUAUAUAUCUAUAUAUCUAUAGAUAUAGAUAUAUACACACACACAAGAUUACAAAGCUGAAAGCUCCAGCUAAAAUCAGGCUCGUGUCACAGCACCACAGAAAAAAAAAAGUUGCUGUGUGCCAGCCUGUCAAAAGGUGCAGACAUCGGGCGUCAUCCUGGCUCCCCGGUAUCUUCACUUGGUUGCAAGUGGCGGAUUGCCAGGUGCCAACCUGGCGAAUUUCAAAUGCUGGUUUCAUCACCCUUGCACUGUCCCUGUGAGAACCGGCAGCAAACGAAUCUCUUUACCUUUCUCCCUCCAGAGCCUUUGGUUUUCCUCAGCACCUCUGCUUUUCUUCCAAGAUUGGCGGCGGCGGAGACAAUGGGGAUGAAGGAAGAAGAACCCGAUUACCAGAAGCAGUUUGACGCUGCUGUCCGUGUCAUUCAAGGCUUGCCCAAAAAUGGUGAGAGCCCAUUUGGGGAUGCUCUGUGGUUACUUGCUGUACCUGCUCCACAGACCUCUGGCAUCAAGUUCUCCAAGCUUGUCUGUACAGCCAUAAGGAGACAACGACAACAACAACUUUUGAAAACCCCAAAAAGAAGCUGGGAUUCUCAAGAGCUGGAACUUAGAUUCUUAGUUUGAAGCUUGCAUAGUUCCCUUACUGCUGUGUUAUACUCCCUGAUUCCCUAUCCUCACCAGGAUGGGUUAUAUUCCAAUUUACUGUGUAUGAAAUGUUAAUGUUCUGGAAGCUGCCCAAAAAGUGGCUGGGGGAACCCAGUUAUAUGAGUGGCAUAUAAAUUGUUGUUGUUGUUGUCAGAUGGGUGGCAUAUAAAUUGUUGUUGUUUGGCGGCAUAUAAAUUAUUAUUAUUAUUAUUAUUAGGUGGCAUAUAAAUAAAUUACUACUACUUACUACCACUGCUGCAUGCUGCUUACAUGCCAGAACAGCUUCUAAGCAAUUUACAAGUAUAAAAUCAAUUACAGAAUCCAUACACACAAACUAUAACAAUUCCAUCCAAACGUUUUUGAAAGCCGUAUUUAAAAUGCACACUACUACCAAGCCUAUUAAAAACAUAAUUAAUUGAACAAUUAAAACAGAUCAGGAAGUUCAAGCUCAGUCUUUUAAUUAAUAAUUAAUAAAUAAUAAUACAGCCUGCUCUGUCCCAACUCCAUUCCUUUUCAUGACAUUUUGGGGCUACUAUCGGGUUUGGUGCCGUGCACGAUCAUGCGUCAUUCGGACGCACCUAAAUCGAGAGUUGCAUGUACUGAAUUUGAACUUCCUGAUCAAUCUGUUUUAAUUCAAUUUAAUUGUUUUGACUGUUUUGGUUUUUAACGGGCAUGAUUGAUUGUGUGUUUUAAAUGUGGGGUUUUAAACGUUUUGAUGGAACUGUUUUAGUGAGCAGAGAUUUUAUAAAAUUAUAGUUGUAAGUGUAGGCCACUUAGAAGCUAUUCUGGCAUGUGUCUUAUAAAGAAGAAUGUUGUGAGUUUUAUUUUAGGGGGAGGGGGUUAGGUUCAUCUUCUAAUUCCUGGAUUCAAUUACUGGAAUCGGUAGGUGAGCCUGGGGAAUGGGUCAUUAAGAGAAACAAAGGGGGUGGCUCUGUGCCAGAAGACAAAUGGGUGGGUCUCUCCCCCCCAAAAAAACCCCGUCUGUUAGUUAGAAAGACAAAAGCCAGAGUUUAGGUCUGUGUGAAAGAGACCUGGGUAGAAGCAGGCUGCAGGCAGAAGCCAUAGAGCAGUAAUGUCCAAACUUGGCCCUCCAGCUGUUUUUGGACUACAACUCCCAUCAUCCCUAGCUAACAGGACCAGUGGUCAGGGAUGAUGGGAAAUGUAGUCCCAAAACAGCUGGAGGGCCAAGUUUGGCCAUCACUGCCAUAGAGGGAGAGACAUCAUCAUCAUCAUUAUUAUUGAAUUUAUAUACCGCCCUAUACCCAGCGAUCUCAGGGCAGUUCACAGACUAAAAUCAAGAUAUAAACCCACAAAAUACAUAAUAAAAAUACAAACAACAACCCAAUAGCUCCCCCCCCCAAAAAAAAACACAUUUUAAAAGGGCAUAGGAUGUAAAUUGGAUCAGCCAAAGGCCUGGUUAAAAAGGAAUGUUUUUGCCUGGUGCCUAAAGGUGUGUAAUGAAGGCACCAGGCAAACUUCCCUGGGGAGAGCAUUGCACAGAUGGGGAGCCACUGCAGAGAAGGCCCCGUUCUUAUGUUGCCACCUUCCGGAUGAUUCUGACCUUACCCGCUUUUCUCAGGUGCCUACCGACCAUCCUACGAAGAAAUGCUACGCUUCUACAGCUACUACAAGCAAGCCACAGUGGGUCGGUGCCAGAUCCCCAGGCCAGGAUUUUGGGAUCCUAUUGGCAGAUAUAAAUGGUAAGAAGGGCCAGGACCAACAUCUCCUUUCAGAACUUAGUGAGGCACUGACUUUGUUUGAACUUAGCCCCUGAUCCUGUUUUCAACAAAUGGACCAGCCUUGCAACGCUGGUACAAAGUACUGCUGUUUAUCUGAUGGGCAUGGGGAUAAGCUAGUAUUGCUCCAAUUGCAUGGGCAACUGUUGCAAUUAUGGGCUUAAUUUUAGAUGCUGGCUUUGAUCCAUAAAGGCUUACAUCUCCCUGUAUUUGGCCUGUGUCAAGUUGCAGUCGGGUGAUCAAGUACUGCCUUUGAAAGAAAAACAAAACAAAAACGCCCUUAUUGCAAGAGAUUAAAACUGUAAGAAUGAGAAGCAGGGCUUUCAUUGCAGUGGCCCCCUACUUUUGGAAUGCCCUGCCUUUUGUUCUGAGCAGGAGCUAAUACCGAGCCGUUUCCCUUAAGAACUGCAAGCAAUCAUUUGAUUUGGUGGCCUCUUGUUCUUACAAUGGCCACCUGCCAGUUGUUAUUUAUUAAUAAAAUAACCAUGCCGUUUUUAAAUACAGUGGUACUUCAGGUUAAGUACUCAAUUCAUUCCAGAGGUCCGUUCUUAACCCGAAACUGUUCUUAACCUGAAGCACCACUUUAACUAAUGGGGCCUCCUGCUGCCACCGCGCUGCCGGAGCCCGAUUUCUGUUCUUAUCCUGAAGCAAAGUUCUUAACCUGAAGCACUAUUUCUGGGUUAGCGGAGUGUGUAACCUGAAGCGUAUGUAACCCGAGGUACCACUGUAGUGCAAAUCAUAGAAUGGCAUUGAAUUUUACUCAGUAUUGAUCAAGAGUAGAUUUCAAUGUAUAGUUAGCAGAGUCAAAACUUAAAACACGUCGCAGGAUUCCCAAAAAAUAGACCAGAGGCAAUUGUAUUUCAUCCAGCAGAGUUUUACUGCAACUGAAGGCAAAUGAGCAUAAUGGUCACAAAUCCAAUACAUUCAGGAUUGGCACUGUCCAUAGGAAAUCCAGUUGCAGCAGAUUUAACUUAAACUUACAAUAACUUAUAAUAAGUCUAAACCUUAACACUAAGCAUACAAUCAUACCUCGGCUUGCGAACUCUGCAAGUUGCGUGUUUUUGGGUUACGGACUCGCCGAACCCAGAAGUACUGAAAUGGGUUACUUCCGGGUUUUGGCGCAUGUGCAGAAGCACUAAAUCACGCUUUGCGCAGGCGCAGAAGUGCCGAAUUGCAUCACGCGCGUGCGCAGACGUGGCGCUGUGGGUUGCGAACGUGCCUCCCGCACAGAUCACGUUCGCAACCCGAGGUUCCACUGUACUAUGUGCAGAACAACACACCAGAAGGAAAAGACAUAGAAAGAGAAAGUGAAACUCGGGCUCCUUCUGGCCUUACUUUUAUAGUCAGCAUGACCUUCACAGAAAGAGAUAAGAGAACCAGUUUAAAUCAGCUGUACUCAGCUUCUCUGAAGGAAUAACCCAAACAUCAUGAACCUUCUUGCUUCUUUCACACAGAGAAGCUUCCAGAAUCCUCUUGAAUUUAUUAGAAUAGGGAAGAUCUCUACACAUCAGAUCAAUACUUUCUGCACAAAGAAAUGCAAACUGACAUAGAAUUCUUAGAAUCAUAGAGGUAGAAGGCACCCUGGGCAUCUAGUCCAACCCCCUCCAAUUCAGGAAUCUUUCACCCAACAUGGGGCUUUGAACCCACAACCCUGAGAUUAAGAGCCUCGUGCUCUACCAACUGAGCUAUCAUGCCGUGUGUGUGUGUGUGUGUGUGUGUGUGUGUGUGUGCGCUGUUUGGGACAUACAGUGGUACUUCGGAUUACAUAUGCUUCAGGUUACAGACGCUUCAGGUUACAGACUCCGCUAACCCAGAAAUAGUACCUCGGGUUAAGAACUUUGCUUCAGGAUGAGAACAGAAAUCGUGCUCCGGCAGUGUGGCGGCAGCGGGAGGCCCCAUUAGCUAAAGUGGUACUCUCAGGUUAAGAACAGUUUCAGGUUAAGAACGGAUCUCCAGAACGAAUUAAGUUCUUAACCUGAGGUACCACUGUAUGGGAAAGUGAAUGUUUAAAAUUAAUCAAAACGAGAAGUAAAAAUAUUCUGAGUUAUGCAUAGACUUUCUGAAUAAUCGCAAGAAUAAUAGAGGGCUGCUAAUUCAGAGAACCCGACUUUCAGGCAGGUGUGAACUCUUGGCAUCUUUCUUUCCCAAAAUUAAGCACCUGUCCCCCCCAGGUAAGAAGUUAUGUUUGGCUUUUUGGCAGGGAUGCAUGGAACAGCUUGGGGAAGAUGACCAAAAUGGAAGCCAUGGCAGCUUAUAUCGCCGAGAUGAAGAAGGCUGCUCAGAAGGUAGGAAAUGGGGAACACCCUCCUCUUUCAGGCCUGGUCUGCCUGGUUGGGUCGCCAUGGAAACUCCUUACAAUGAGAUAUGAGUAGGCUGCAGCUCAACCCUAACAGCGAUUCAACGGCAGAAAUGGCAAGGAAGGCACCUCAGGGUUUGGGCUUGAACAAAUCUCUGUGGGUAGGGGAUUUCGGAGAGCCUUUGGCUCUGAAAUGAAGGAGUUCAGCAUGAAGGAACCCAGCGGGUUUUUGAACAAAACCAAAGUUUUGUGCCGUUUUAAAACGUGUCAGAUGUUUGUGAGAUUCAAAGUGAAAGUACAGCUGAGAUCCCUGAGAGAUGUUUUAAAAUGCACAAACCACCAGGCCUGAUGUUUAGACUUCCUGAUAAGACAUCGGCUGAGUUCUGCUUUGAAUCCUCUAAAUGCAGCAGCCUACUCCAGUGGCAAUGUUGUAAAAUAAAUCCAAGUGAGAAGGGGUCAGAUUUACACUUCUGCAAGAAAUUUUGCUUGAGAGCCCUUGUGUGGGACUCUCGGUGGUCCACGAUCCGGGGGAAAAGUUAGGUCCAGACUUCAACAUUGCUGCAGCAUCAGGUUCAAACAGACCGGUCGCUGGAUCCCAGGGAAUGUUCUUGUACCACACGGGAUCCUCUCUAGGACUUUUUGGCAGGUCAUCAACACCGUGCCGUUGGAUGAGUCGUCGGAGGACAUGUUUGUAUACUUCGAACCCCUCUACGAAGUGAUAAACGAUAUGCCCAGGCCCCCAGACUCCUUCUUCAAGAAGAAAACAGGUAUGUCCGUUAGCAGUGACAGAGGGGUGCGUGGGUUCUCCAGCUGUUAUGAUGUGUGCUUCAAGACCACAGAUUUUUUAAAUAAGAAUGUAGACGUCACCUCCCCAGCUCCUCUUGGACACAACCUAUGCAAGCUUUGCAGGUGCUUCCAUCUAAUCUGGCCUCCGUAAAGUGUGUCUUUUCUGCAAAGAGCUUGUUCAGCAUGUUUGAGAGUGGAGCCUCGCAGCGAGGGAGUCUUGGCUGGAUGACCUGCUUUCAGGUCAUUCCCCAGCCGUGCAACUGUAGGAAAAGGGAUCCCUAAUCUCAGCUGAUCCUUGUCCCUCCCUGAAAUUUCUCAGGUGCCAAUUUGCAUUCAUCAGCUGGGAGUGAAGCAGUCCAACCUGCUUGGUCUUGCUUAGGGUUUGGGCAACAUAGACAGCCCCCACCCCCAACUUUGCUGCAGGAUUUUUGUUGGCAGGGAGAGGGGAAAAAGAAGACUUGUGAUUCAGCGCAUGAUGGGUUUCCUUCUCUGAAUAACUUCCCUCCCGGCCUUGUUUUUUCCUCUCAAAGAUGGUGAAAUAUACUCGGAGUCGAGAGUGGAUUUCAUGCUCUUUAUUCAGCUCGUAGUGGUGAGGAGGAAUGGAUGUUCCCCCAAAAUAUCUGCUUUAUAUACAUUAUUUACACAAGGGGCUGCACGUGAUUGGCUAAUUCCGGGAUUCUCCUGUAGGCCAAUCAGGUUGUGGAUUCACUUCCACUUGGAGCUGGAUUGGGUGGCUCCUGUGGACCAAUCAUACUGCUGCAUUGUUCUGGGACCAAUCAGACUGCUGCAUUCUGAAUCCUAUUGUUCUAGGACCAAUCAGACUGCUGCAUUUUGGGUCCUAUUCAACUCAGUACAUAACAGAUGGGAAGGACAAAGCAGGGAAACUUGGGACAGUGGAAGGGGUUUGGAUUUUAGUCUAUAUUGUGCGAGAUGCAUAUCAGGAGCUUCCCCUCCCCUUGCCCGUUUCAUUCUAAAAUCUUGGCAUGCGCAACUCUUCUGUAGAGCACUUUUGACUUCCUCACCCCCAUCGAAAAGAUCUGGCCCACCUCCCAGCUGUUAUCACUCUUCUUACAGUGUAAACAGAAGCCCUGUUGCUGCCUGGGUGGAGAUAACAGCACUGCCAACGGGGUUAGCUUCACAGUCAAAAAGUGCCCAUCGGCGCUCCCUCUACUAUGUUGGUGGAUCCUUGGCUGUGGGCUUGCAUGGAGCAGCAGACUGUUCAAAGCCGCAGUUUUAAAUUUCCCACACUUUACAGCAGGAGCAUUGUGGGAAAUUUAAAUGGCGGCUUACAAACCCACCGGGUACAGGGAGCUUGAGACAGCCAUCAGCGCCCUCAUCUCUGGGACCACUGCAGCUGCCCAGGGAUUCUGGUAUCUGAUGCUGGAACGGACGUCCAUUUGUUUCAGCAAAGCUUGUGCAAGAGAACUUCCUAAUGGACUGUGCCGUAAACAUCAGCACCGUCUACCUAUUCAUGGAACCCCAGACAGGCCAUCUGAGCUAACAGUUUCAUCUAGCUCUAGGUUCCCCAAAUUUGGGUCUCCAGCUGUUUUUGGACUACAACUCCCAUCAUCAGGACCAGUGGUCAGGGAUGAUGGGAAUUGUAGUCCAAAAGCAGUUGGAGGCCCAAGUUUGGGAAACCCUGAUCUAGACUCACAGAAAAACCAGUUUGCUCUUCCUGGGCCUUUUAUAUGGAGCCUGUCAUUUGGUGGUAGAUUAAAUAUUUUAGCCGGAUUUGUAGCCAACACCCUCAAAUCCGAGUUACGGUUUAGUUGACAAGCCUCCCAGGAAUGCUAAUCCAGUUUUUAUUGAACUUCAGCACCUUUAUCUUAGGGGAAGUUGAUCAUAUUCAUUGACUGCAAAGUCCAUUGUAAUCAAGAUGGUGGGAGAAACAGGCAGAUUCCCUUUUUUAUUGCCCUCCUGUUCCACCCCCACACCGAAGACACUGGCAGCUCCUAGAGAAGGCCCUUGGAAACAACAAGUGUGUGUCCAGACCCACAGACUAUGAAAGAGCAGUAGUUUUGUGGAAUUAUCCUGGUUCUCUUGUCAAUGCUUAUGGGGAUAUCCCUGGUGAGAGUUUGCCCCUGUUUGUGCAAAAGGUACGCUAGCCUGACUUCAGCAGGGGCUGGGCAAGCUCAAACAAUGGCUAAAAGAACAGGCAAUAUUUCCAAAACUGUAUGGCGCUGUGGGUUAAAUCAUAGAGUCUAGGACUUGCCGAUCAGAAGGUCGGCGGUUUGAAUCCCCGUGACGGGGUGAGCUCCCGUUGCUCGGUCCCUGCUCCUGCCAACCUAGCAGUUCGAAAGCACGUCAAAGUGCAAGUAGAUAAAUAGGUACUGCUCCAGCGGGAAGGUAAACAGCGUUUCCGUGCGCUGCUCUGGUUCGCCAGAAGCGGCUUAGUCAUGCUGGCCACAUGACCUGGAAACUGUACACCGGCUCCCUCGGCCAAUAAAGCGAGAUGAGCGCUGCAACCCCAGAGUCGGCCAUGACUGAACCUAAUAGUCAGGGGUCCCUUUACCUUUUAUGUGUGCUUGUCAUUGCUGGUUGUGCCAUAGGAAAUGAAUGAAUUUAAAGAAUCAAAGGCUCCUAUGAGCUCAAAAUGAUCUGCAGUAGAGACUGCUUGCUAUAUCUCCGAAUGCUUCACUACUCCGGACAUUUGAUCCUUUAAACCGGGGGGGGGGGGUACCUGUGGACCUCCAGAACUUUCCGGACUACAGCUCCUGAUAUUCCUGACUGUUGCCCAUGUUGGAGUUGAGUUCGAGACCACCUUGAGGGCUACAGGUUCUGCACCACUGCUGUAAAUGGCUUUAAUUCAAGGGUGGGUAGGUCUGCCGUAUCAAGGUAUUGUGACUCGUUCAAUCACAAACAAACAUCACCUGUCCUGGUUGGAGUGGAAGCGGUUUACCCUUCAUCUCCUCUGAGGUCAGAUGCUUCUUGGGGUCUGGACCUUAACCUAAUCCAUCCUACCCCAUAGGCCAUUUUGACAGGUGGUUGUGGUUGGUGUUAGGUGACCCUGAAGGUAAAGGGACCCCCGACUGUUAGGUCCAGUCAUGACCGACUCUGGAGUUGCGGCGCUCAUCUCGCUUUAUUGGCCGAGGGAGCCGGCGUACAGCUUCCGGGUCAUGUGGCCAGCAUGACUAAGCCGCUUCUGGCAAACCAGAGCAGCGCACGGAAACGCCGUUUACCUUCCCGCCGGAGCGGUACCUAUUUAUCUACUUGCACUUUGAUGUGCUUUCGAACUGCUAGGUGGGCAGGAGCAGGGACCGAGCAACGGGAGCUCACCCCGUCGUGGGGAUUCGAAACGCCGACCUUCCGAUCGGCAAGUCCUAGGCUCUGUUGUUUAACCCACAGUGCCAUCCACAUCCCCUAGGUGACCCUACUUUGAUGGAAAUAAUUGGGUGGACACUCUAUAAGCAGUCUGUUGUGGUCAUCACCUUAAAAUCUUGAGAUGGCCUUGGGAAUUUCUGAGGUCAGAAAACGGGUGCCGUUAUUUGCGUUGUAGCCAGCGAACUUUAAGGUGCUGAUGCUCUCGUGUUUAAAUGAAAAGAUGGCAUCAAAGGUCUUGAAAAGGCUGCAGAGGUUUGUAGGAGAUAAUCCAGACCUUAUGGGCAGAUUUGAUGGACAUUCCCUUCUUUUUGUAGUGAAAACAGGCUCUGAGUCUGCCCCGCUCCACAACGGCUCUUUAAGGCAUAGCUGUCAAGUGUCCCUUAUUUGAAGGGACAGUCCCUUAUUCCAGCGCCAUGUCUCGCAGCUGUCCCUUAUUGAUAGAUGUCCCUUAAAUGUCCCUUAAAUGAUGUCCCUUAAAUUUCAAAGGAAGCAGCUCCUCUCCCUCCCUCCCUGCUGGCUAGGGAGGAGGGAGGCUCCAACUGUGUUGCUUGGCUCACCCAAUAAGAAGUCUAAGAACGACUGGGGGGUGGAGCUUGCAUGCCUUGUGUGUGGCUAGUUAAGGCAAGCUGAGGGGGGUUUUGAAUGCUGGACGCCAUUUUGUUGCACGUGCUGCUGCAAACUUUGCAGUGCAAAGCCAGGCCGGGGAGCCAUCUUAAGUUGAGGCUGCACAGGCCUUGUGGUGCAUGUGAUUCAGAUUCUAUUCAGUUGAACCUCUGGUUACAAAGUUGGUUGGACAGUGUUCUCGAAGCUACCAGCCUGAGUUUGACCAGACUGCAGGAGGACAGGAAGACUGGAGUGCCUGGAACAGGUGAGGCUGCAGGUCCCUUAUUUUGGUUGCUGGUCCCUUAUUUUCAAGGCUGCUGGUCCCUUAUUUUCAAAUCUGUAAGUUGACAGCUAUGCUUUAAGGGGACCAGCUGAGAACAUCCCACCAGAACACGGAGAGCGCAAUCAAACAGGCAAGAUUUACAGAUAUUCUAGCCAAAUGCCUAUCAUGAUGACAGGUGGGAUGUGUGCAGAGAAAGUGCUUUAAUCCUUCAGCAAUUCCUGCAAGACACCAUGCAUCUUUAUGAACUCUGAGCAGACUGCAACAUCCUUGUAAGUGAUGGCCAAGCUGUGCAGCGUCAGAGCCAGCAGACAGGGUUUGCAGUAACCUCAGGUGUCCCCAAAGCAGCCCCACUUUGUAAUCCACUCACAGGGAAAAGUUAUCCGUGGAUAUGGAAGCUAAUAAAAGAUGCACUCAGGCACACCAUUGGAGGUGAGAACUAACCUGCUGCCUGCUGUUCAAGGUACCAGCCAUUAAGAAUUAAGCCUGCGCUUUUUGGUUCAAGGGUAUUGUGUUCCCUGGUCACAUUAGAGUGGGACAGAAAUGUUGGGAAAUAAUUUAAUUAGGAAGGAGAGGUUCUCUUUUUUAUUAUUAUUGUGGGUGUAUUUCGACAUAACCUGCGGUGGCGGUGAGGAUCUCGAUGUGCAAAUUUGUAGCUCUGCUUUAAGAAAAGAAAACAAACCCAGGUGUCUAGAGAAGCAAUGUCGGUUAAACCAGUUUUAAAAUCAGUUUAGGGUUCAAGUAUGGACAGAGCCCAAGCUGGUUCAUAUUCCCACUUUGAGCAACAAGGGGUUGAUUUGGGAGGGGGAGCCCCUGCCAUCCCUCCUCCCCCAACGUGAUAUGCCAAAAUCCAGCAUCUAAGUCGGGGUUUCUCCCAGUCACCAACAUCCUUGACCUUCUAGCUAGGGAUGAUGGUGACUGGGAGUGGCCGCUGAGACCACAUAACACCGGUCCUGAAAGACCUUCAUUGUCUCCCAGUACGUUUCCGAGCACAAUUCAAAGUGUUGGUGCUGACCUUUAAAGCCCUAAACGGCCUCGGCCCAGUAUACCUGAAGGAGCGUCUCCACCCCCAUCGUUCAGCCCACACACUGAGGUCCAGCUCCAAGGCCCUUCUGGCGGUUCCCUCGCUGCGAGAAGUGAGGUCACAGGGAACCAGGCAGAGGGCCUUCUCAGUAGUGGCGCCUGCUCUGUGGAAUGCCCUCCCAUCAGAUGUCAAGGAAAUAAACAACUAUCUGACUUUUAGAAGACAUCUGAAGGCAGCCCUCUUUAGGGAAGUUUUUAAUGUUUGAUGUUUUAUCGUGUUUUUAAUAUUCUGUUGGCAGCCGCCCAGAGUGGCUGGGAAUAAAUAAUAAAUUAUCAUCAUCAUAGUCCAAAAACAGCUAGACACCCAAGCUUGGGAAACCCAGAUCUAAGUUAGGUGCCUUUUCCUUGGUUCACUGAAGGACAGCUUGAUUCUUGAGCCUUCAUGAGCUGCGCAUAGCCUAAGCAGUGGGAUCAAAGCUCAGCUCUUUGUCCUUCUCUUUUGCAAAUCAGAUGAAAUGUUGAAUCCGAGUUGCUACGCAGCCCAGAUCCAAAACCUUCUGCGACAGUGUUACAGAAGAUACCCAGUUCAUUUUGUGUGUGUGUGUGUGUGUGUGUGUGUGUGUUUGUGUGUGUGAAACCCACUAUAGCAUGAAAGAAAUACGAAGCACCUUGUUUUUGGAUUUAGCACACAUUUGAGGAUGUGAUCAGAAUAUGCACACCUGGUUUUCUUGGCCUUUUAUCUAUCAUGGGUCAGAUAUUGAGAACAAAGGAUGGAGGCUCCCGAGCUCUUUUCACAUCUGGACAUUGACCGGGAAGAUUAGACACCAAGAGGACAAUAAAUGUGAAAAAGAAUGGAUUAACUUUAUAGUAAACACUUAAAAAUGUAAAGACUUAAAAACGUUAGCAGGAUUGGAUUAGCACUUGUAAUAUAAUUUGAUAAAGGGUAUUAAAAAAGAGAUCUAAUAGAUUGUAUAAAAGUAUUUAGACACAGAAAAGAGAAGAGAUAAUUCCAGUGGUACCUCGGAUUAAGUACUUAAUUCAUUCCGGAGGUCCGUUCUUAACCUGAAACUGUUCUUAACCUGAAGCACCACUUUAGCUAAUGGGGCCUCCUGCUGCCGCUGCACCGCUGGAGCACGAUUUCUGUUCUCAUCCUGAAGCAAAGUUCUUAACCUGAAGCAUUAUUUCUGGGUUAGCAGAGUCUGUAACCUGAAGUGUAUGUAACCUGAAGCGUAUGUAACCUGAGGUACCACUGUAUUGAAAACCAGGGAGAGGAGUGGGGGGAAGUCCAGGCGUCAGAAGAACCCCUAUAAAGAUACUGAAUUUGUUUAUAGAUUAAUGCAAAUAUUAAUAGUGUGUGUGUGUGUGUGUGUGUGUGUGUGUGUGUGUGUGUGUCUGUGUAACAUCUGGCCAUUCGGAUACAGUCAUACCUCAGGAUAAAUACACUUCAGGAUGAGCGCGUUUGGGUUGCGCUCCGCGGCGACCCGGAAGUAACAGAGCGCGUUACUUCCGGGUUUCGCCGUUUGCACAUGCGCAGACGGUCAAAAUAACGCCAUGCGCGGAAGCGGCGAAACACGGCCCGCGCAUGCGCAGAUGCGCUGUCGCAUCUUACGUUAUGUUCAGGAUGUGAACGGGGCUCCGGAACGGAUCCCGUUCGCAUCCCGAGGUACCACUGUACUUCAAUAUAUGACGGCUUGCACAAACUCCUAUCUGUACUUCUGUUUCUGAGCCAUACUCUUUAUCUCGCUGGCUAGGCUAUGCAGACAAAGAAAGCAAGAGCAUCCAUGUGCCCAGCGAUUCGGAGAGCGAGGUCUUCUUUGACAGCCUGGAACCCGGGGAACCCGAUGAGGUGAUGAUGACUAAUGGGGUGGGAGGUAAUUGUGAAGUUAACUACGAGUCUUCUUCUUACUUUUUGAUAGAUCUGAUCUAGAUUUUCUUUUGCUAUGAACAUGCUCUUGUUAAUUAAUUGAUUACAUUAAUUUGAUAAAAAUUAUACACUGCACGGUUGUAAAAAAAAAACCCACAACCCAGCCUCAAAGCAGUUUACCAAAGUUAAAACAGUAAAAUCAAGAAGAAUUUACAACUCUAUUUUAAAACAUACAACUUAAAAUACUAAAAAAGAAAAUGAGUUUAAUCUCCUCAUUGAGAUGGGCAAUCAUGUACUGAGCUGCUAAAUCAAACCAGAGCCGCUUUGAAGGAAGUAGCUAUUUUUUUUAUUAAAAAAAAAUUAUGGUACGAUUUGCCCGCCCCAAAAAAACUUUUAUAAAAUAUACCGAUUUAUGUGUAUUGAGGCAAAGUUUGCAGACUUGGGAAUAUUGAUAAAACUGAAACGAAACUCCAGCAACAACAGCAAUUUUAUUAUAUAUAACUGGCCCAUCUGGCUUUGUGUAAAUAGCUUGGUGGGUUAACUCACACACAUAUACAUUAAUUCACCUAAGGAAGGUCAAAUCUGCAAAGAACAAGAGACAGCGCAAUACUUUCCAUUAGUCUUAAAAUAAUGGAACACGAUGCAUCAUCUUAACGUCUGACCUUUGGUAUACUUUCCUAGCGAAGAAUGAAAUGGCUUUCAUUUGCCAACACUGUUAGGAAACCGGAACAGCCCUGCGCAUUCAGCCUUCUUGCUUUGCUGUAAUUCAAGUCACAACAGCUCUAAAACUUUAUUAUGACAUCCAGCUCAGAGCUAUUACUGGAAACAGUCCCUCAGGGCACAAUCCUUCCAUCUCCCCAGGGAACCCUGGGAAUUGUAGUUCUGCGGAAGGAAGGCUUGAUCAUUCUGUUACAGUGAACAACCAGCACCUCCACUGUCCCACGAUCUGUUGGAGGAAGUCAUAGCGGUUAAUGGAAAAGAGCUAGGAAAGAAAAAAAGUACCGUAUUUUUUGCUCUAUAAGACUCACUUUUUUCCCUCCUAAAACGUAAAGGGAAAUGUGUGUGCGUCUUAUGGAGCAAAUGCAGGCUGCGCAGCUAUCCCAGAAGCCAGAACAGCAAGAGGGAUCGCUGCUUUCGCUGUGCAGCGAUCCCUCUUGUUGUUCUGGCUUCUGAGAUUCAGAAUAUUUUUUUUCUUGUUUUCCUCCUCCAAAAACUAGGUGCGUCUUAUGGUCUGGUGCGUCUUAUAGAGCGAAAAAUACGGUAGUCUAGGCAUGCCCAUACGAUUUCAAUCCCUCUCUCGUUUCCCCCACAGGAUAGGAGGCUAUCAGCCAUGCCAAACCUCCCCCUGAACAAUAUUCAGAGUGGAGAGAAGACUGGAUAUAAGACUUCAGCAUCUUCAACCAGGGAAGGUAUAGACGCGAGACUAACGUUUUGACUUAAAAACACACAGGGGGAGACAGAUCCAAUGCAGGUCCUUGACUAAUACAGCUUUCUUCUUCUUCUUUGGCGAUCGCUCGUAGCCGAGUAAGAUUGUCUUCCAUAAACACGGUUCUAACAGUGAGUGCAUAAGUGACUGUGGAGGCCAAUUCUGGAUCCACACUCCUUUCCACAGUGGGGACACAGGUUUCCGGGCGGGAGUUGAUCACAAUGAGGGUUUGCCAAGUGUACCUUCCUCUUAGCGCGGUUCUCCCUUUUGAUCUGAGUUCAAGCGUCUUCAAAGCCCACGACACCUUUGGUAAAGGCUGAUCUCCAACUGGAGCACUUGCAGGCCAGUGUUUCCCAGUUGUCGGUGUUUAUACUACAUUUUUUAAUAUUUUACUUGAGUCUUUGAAUCUCUAUUGUCAUGGGUAGGCAAACUGAGACCCGGGGGCCAGAUCCGGCCCAAUCGCCUUCUAAAUCUGGCCCACGGACGGUCUGGGAAUCAGCGUGUUUUUACAUGAGCAGAAUGUGUCCUUUUAUUUAAAAUGCACCUUUCGGUUAUUUGUGGGCCAUAGGAAUUCAUUCAUUUAUUUAUUUUUCAAAAUACAGCCCAGCCCCCCACAAGGUGUGAGGGACAGUGGACUGGCCCCCUGCUGAAAAAUUUGCUGACCCCUGCUCUAUUGUUGACCACCAGCAUUACGCUUUCCAUUUUUAAGUUUGGAAUAGAGUAGUUGCUUUGGAAGACGAUAAUCAGCCAUCCGCACAACAUGACCAGUCCAAUGAUGUUGAAGAAUCAUUGCAGCUUGCACUGUUGGCAAGGAAAGGCCAUUUUCUGAUCUGUGAGUGCAAACAAGUCCCAGCGUAAUUAAUUCAGUUUGAUCCUGAGAUAAGUCUGUGAGGCAAUGUUCCGGAUCUGAUAGAAAGCAGGAGUUUUUGCUAUGAAGAAACGGCAGAUGUGCCAGGAGAGUCGGGGCUGUACAAUUGCCACCAUAACAGAAACAAACCUUUUGAGAGAAAGGCAAGCAAUGGGAGCAGAAGGCAGGAAAAGGGCAUCUCGUUCUCUGACCAGGAGGGCAUUAUAGGGUUCUGUAAAACCGUUUUAACUAACUUUAAUCAAUUUGUGUCCUACCAUGACCCAAAGCCUGGUCACACGCAUCUUGGGUCUUCUAUUGGCCCAGGAAGGAAGCCUCCAUUUUGCGGGGGGGGGGGGAGCGUAGAGGAGAGACUUGAUCUGGAUUAUGACAAAGGGUUAAAGCCACCUCACCCAGUGUUGUGCUUCCAAUGGAGGCCAGCCCCUUCCCCCCGCCCAUGGCAAUUUUGUUAAAAAGAGUUUUAUUGAAAUUCCAAAAACGUAACCACGAUAACAAACACAACUGAAAAUGGCAGUCAUUCAGCGCCGCUGCCUUUUAAGGUUCCGCCCCUUUAAGUCAGGGACGCGGGUGGCGCUGUGGGUUAAACCACAGAGCCUAGGACUUGCCAAUCAGAAGGUCGGGCGGUUUGAAUCCCCACAACGGGGUGAGCUCCCGUUGCUCAGUCCCUGCUUCUGCCAACCUAGCAGUUCCAAAGCACGUCAAAGUGCAAGUAGAUAAAUAGGUACCCCUCCGGCGGGAAGGUAAACGGCGUUUCUGUGCACUGCUCUGGUUCGCCAGAAGCGGCUUAGUCAUGCUGGCCACAUGACCCGGAAGCUGUACGCCGGUUCCCUCGGCCAGUAAAGCGAGAUGAGCGCCGCAACCCCAGAGUCGGUCACGACUGGACCUAAUGGUCAGAGGUCCCUUUAGCUUUACCUUACCCUUUAAGUCAUAUCUCUUCUGAUCUCUUUCUCCCUGUCCCAUGUUACAGAGAGGGGUCUCGGCAGCAGUGCGGGUGCCGUGAUCCAGCAAGACGUUGACCUGCACGUGAUGAGCGCCAUUCAAGCUUUGCAGGAGGACAUGAAGAAAGUGAUGGAGAGACUCGGCUACCUGGAAUCCCAGGCAACUUUCCAGGCACGUUGGGAGACACAUUCAUUUCUUUUAUAAAUAAAUGCAUUAAUUUUUCAGCACAGCUGGGGGGAAAACUUUCUGAGAUAUUGCAAAGCAUUGUGGAUGCAUUGUAUAAAAACUUACAGUCCCUAGCUCUCAUCUGGCAGUGCAUCUUCCUACACAUCUGGGAACAAGGAACUUGCUAAAACCAAAAUCACUUUUGCCAAUACAAGGGUGUCUGUGCAUUAUUAUCUUUAGGAGAAAUUCUCCUCUGUGCUGCUCUGGCAUCCGAGGUGCAUCUGUCAAGGACACAAGACAGGGCCUGCUCAGUGGCCAGAGAGCCAGUGUGGUGUAGUGGUUAAGAGCGGUAGUCUCGUAAUCUGGGGAACCGGGUUCGCAUCUCCGCUCCUCCACAUGCAGCUGCUGGGUGACCUUGGGCCAGUCACACUUCUCUGAAGUCUCUCGGCCCCACUCUCCUCACAGAGUGUUUGUUGUGGGGGAGGAAGGGAAAGGAGAAUGUUAGCCGCUUUGAGACUCCUUCGGGUAGUGAUAAAGCGGGAUAUCAAAUCCAAACUCCUCUUCUUCUUUUUCUUCUUCUUCUGCAGCUAGACUCUGAAACAGGGGUAGGCAAACUAAGGCCCGGGGGCUGGAUCAGGCCCAAUCGCCUUCUAAAUCUGGCCCACAGAUGGUCCGGGAAUCAGUGUGUUUUUUAUAUGAGUAGAAUGUGUCUUUUUAUUUCAAAUGCAUCUCUGGGUUAUUUGUGAGGCAUAGGAAUUCGUUCAUUUCUCCCCCAAAAGAUAGAUAGGUAGAUAGAUAGAUAGAUAGAUAGAUAGAUAGAUAGACAGACAGACAGACAGAUAGUCCGGCCCACUACAUGGUCUGAGGGAUGGUGGACCGGCCCAUGGCUGAAAAAGUUUGCUGACCCCUGCUCUGCAUCCUCCUGCCUUUGUCCCCUUGCUGAUGAUCUUUGGCCGAUAGGAUCAAUAACUGCUAAUGAUUCUCUCUUAUUUGCAGCCGACUGCCCAGUUUUAGAAACUUCAAACAGCCCCCCCUAGUGGAGAAGAUCUGGGUUCUUUUAUUAAUGGAGAAACUUUCCCACAAAUUAAAAGUUUCAGAAUCUUUAGGCAAAGGUUUUCUGGCUAUAAGGUUCCAUGUUAUGGAGAUAGCAACUCAGGGAAGCGGUUAUUUGACCCUGAGCGACACAUUACUACCCAUAUAGGUUUUGUGCUAUAGCAGUUGUACUCAGUUAGAACCAAUAAGAAGAGUUAAAUAUUUCGGUUGCAGGAAACAAGAGUUGUAUUUAUCCAUUCUGAAUUUUAUGGUUUGUGACCUGUAUCUGUUUAACCUCAUUGUGCAGCUGUUUCGUGAAGAUGGCCUUAACUGUGUUCCACACAAAUUCUUUGGGACGGUGUUAGCUGUGGCACUGUCCAGAGGGGUUCAGCUGUGGGGUUGUUGUUUUUUGAUGAAUCUAUUCCGAGUUUAUUCAUUACACCCAGAUUACCUUGCAUUUUUGCUUGUCUCUUUUCAUGGGGGGGCACAGUAUAAUCUUGUUGCUUUGCUGUUAUCAUUCUUGUAAUGAUCCUUUCCAGUGCUUUUUUUCUUUAAAAAAAUAUGUUUAGGGGUACUCUCAUUUUCCUACUCAUAUUGAAAUACUGUGCUGCCCCUCAAUGCGGCCAAACUUAGAUUCAUAAAAUGUAUAGGGGUAUGUGUCCCCCUAGAAAAAAAGCACUGAUCCUGUCAAACUUUUGUACAGCCGCCUGUGUGUCCCCCCCUUCAACCCUGCUGAAAUACGAGACAACAUAGUAUAAGGAGGAGGAAACAUUAGAAAAAUAUUUCCAUAAGAAGCUGAAAAGACUAGUGGAAAAUUAGAAAACAAUUCAGAAAACCCCCACAAAAGCUCACAAUGCAAUGUAUCCAUUCACAACUUUUUUUAUUUUGGUAAAAUAAAAGUGGACAAUAAUCCUGAGAAAGAACAGAGAGAUUAAUGGUAGGCAGCGUGAGUUAUGAAACUUUGUGCAAAACUGCCAAGGAUCCUUUUAUUUUUCAUUUUAAAAAUAUUUACAUAAUACUCUUUUUGGCCUUAGAAAACCCCUUUAAAAGAUCAUAGAUUGGAAAAGUGCACAGGCUUCUAGAUUCUCAUUGCGAUUUUUCUGCCAUUCAGGGUCACACGUCGAUGCUGAAUCCUUGUCGGCCAACCUCCUGGCACAACGGAAAGGUAUGUGGCAAGUAUUCUUAAGUGCGGUCCCUGUCUUUUAUCACUUUGAUGCAACCAGGCAUCUAAGUGGGUUGGCUUAAUUAAAGAAAACCAAACCAGAAACACAGGCAGCAAUCACAAAGAAGAGUGUGCCUCUGGGCAUGUGUAAAAUGCUUUUUCUGACCACCCUAAAUAGCAGCCCACCUGCUUGGAUCUGCUUGCCAUCAACCUGUUAAUCAGCAAGGAAAUGCUGAUCGAUGAACGAAGCUUCGGUCGAUUUCUCCCAUUUAUUAACCAACUCAAACUUGCACUCUCGCCUGACUGGUUAAUUGGAAUAAUGUAAGCCAGAAAGCAGGACUCCUUAUUGCGUCCUGGGAAGCAGCAGCAGCAGCAGGUGCCAUUCCGCCCGCAGUGCUUUCCCUUCAAUCCAGUCCAGGAUUUUACCCCCACCCUCUUCUCUCGUUCCCCAGGAACCGCCAGGUUGGCCCGCACAGCUGUCUCCUCGCACCUGGUUUUUCCUGCUGGCUUGGCCUUUCAUCAUCCAAUGGCUGCAUUGGUAUUUUCAGAGGAAGAAGAGGUGAAUUGCGCAAAGACAACAAACCCCCUUGGAAAAAGCAAAAGAAGCCCUGGCACUUUUGAACUCUGAACAUUCGACGCUUGCCAAUUUUCCAGCCUCACAGGGAUGGGCAUGCCUUGAAGGGUUUUUGCCUAACCCCAAUGCUACAAUCUUGGGGUGCGGGUGGGUGGUCAGUGGAUGGGGGAAGAUAUUUAAUCAAAUUUGGGUGGUGCUAACCAGUACGCUUUUUUGGGGGGGGGACGCAGGUGGCGCUGUGGGUUAAACCACAGAGCCUAGGACUUGCCGAUCAGAAGGUCGGUGGUUCGAAUCCUUGCAAUGGGCCGUUGCUCGGUCCUUGCUCCUGCCAACCUAGCAGUUCGAAAGCACAUCAAAGUGCAAGUAGAUAAAUAGGUACCGCUCCAGUGGGAAGGUAAACGGCGUUUCCGUGCGCUGCUCUGGUUUGCCAGAAGCGGCUUAGUCAUGCUGGCCACAUGACCCGCAAGCUGUACGCCGGCUCCCUCGGUUGAUAAAGCGAGAUGAGCGCCGCAACCCCAGAGUCGGUCAUGACUGGACCUAAUGCUCAGGGGUCACCUUCACCUUUACCUUUAAAUAAAGGAAGUGUGGGGGGGGUCAUCUGUGCAAAAAGAAACCGAGGGUCCCAGGGCUUGUUUAGUCGCACGCAAGGAGAAACCGAGGCUGGCACUGACAAUUCGAGCAGGCGACACGCAAUCAUUCAAGACUUCGCACGGCUCUGAACUGUGGGGUUUGUGGCAGGGGAUAGGCAGGGCUUGUGUUAACUAAUCCAAGGGGUGGGCCUUUUUUGCCGCAAUUCCCCUACCUGGAGAGGAGGGGGGGCGGAUUUUUUUGAACUCAGGGUACCUAAAGUAUUCCCAGCUGCGGGAAAUAGUCGGAUGCUAAUAAAAGAUACUGCAGUCCUCUUCUCCUUUUUCUCAGCUCAAAAGGCGUGGGGGUUCCGAUGCGAAUUAAAGAUUCCCCCCCCCAAAAAAAAAAUUGCUUUUGUGCCCCGUGCUCCGCUUGCCCGCCCUUCCAUUCUCAACCAAGUGAGAUCAGAAAAAGGAACACUCUGGUCAGGGCCAUGCCAUAUCUGUUCUGCCACCUGGAAAUAAAAUUUAAGGCUAUCACUGCCAGGCUCCCACAAUCUGCUCCAGAAACUGGAGUCUGGCCUUUGACCGUGAGGAAUCAACCCAUAUCAUACAUUUAUCUGCAGAGAUAGUCAGAAUAUGGCGGAAGGUAGAGGCCGGGUUGGGCAAAAACUGGCCUUACUUUCCGACGGUAUCCCCCCUAUCAAAAGAGCCGGAUUCUUUGCCACAACGUUUUUUCCUGUGGCAGGGAGUUCCACAGCUCAGCUUUCCUCAAGUUAAGCACAGGCAUUUGCUCUGGGGCCAUUGUGACUCAGCAGAAUUUGCUGAGCCAGAGGCUCUAAAUGGAGGAGACCUUUUCUAAUUUUCUCCUCCCAAGCUUCUAUGCCUCUCAAAGUUGAUCUUUUCCCCCUCAUCUCCCGUGAUUUCAUCUCCCAUUCUCCUUUCAUCCUCUACCUUAUUAUGUCUCCGCCCCCCCCCGCCCCGCAAAAUGCCUACGUUUCUUUCAUCCCUCGUCCUUUUACGUUCACUUCUUCCUCCUAUAACAGCUUUCGCCUCGUCAUCUUCCUUUCUAUUCCCGGUUUGUUUUAAGUAACGAUUAAUUUGUAUCUAUUCUUAUUAUAUAUUAACUUUCCGUCUCUUUCUAAUUCCCUUCAACACCUCCUCCAGACCUUUUCCCUCAGAGGAAGGAAGCCUUCCUUCUGGCCUCUUCAGCGAACAUCUCCAUCUCCCGGCCACCUCUAACCAGUAUGCAAGGAAUUUUUGGGGCUGGCGUUGGUCCAAGCAAGAGACUAGCGAGCAGGGCAGACAAGCGAGGGGGCAACAGGCACUGAGACCCACCUGAAAGUGGCCCAAAGCCCACUGGUGAGUCCUGAUCACCACACUGAUAAUCACCACCCACUAGUGUGCUUUUGGAGCGAUAGGUGUGGCCUGCAUAAAAAUAUAAAGAGCCGGCUUGCUGGAGCACAUCAAAGGCCCAAGGAACCCAGUGUGCUGUCUCCAAGAGUGGGCAGCGAAAAACUCACAAGCCUGGCGUGGGUGGAGGAAAAACUGCAUAAUACCACACUAAUAUACAGACAUACAAUGGUACCUCGGGUUAAGUACUUAAUUCGUUCCGGAGGUCUGUUCUUAACCUGAAACUGUUCUUAACCUGAAGCACCACUUUAGCUAAUGGGGCCUCCUAAUGCCACUGCCGCACCGCUGGAGCACGAUUUCUGUUCUCAUCCGGAAGCAAAGUUCUUAACCUGAAGCACUAUUUCUGGGUUAGCGGAGUCUGUAACCUGAAGCAUCUGUAACCUGAAGCGUAUGUAACCCAAGUUACCACUGUAUACACAGACACCUGCCACUUUGAGGACAGUUGUUCAAUAACUGGGAUAUAAAUG
This is a messenger RNA of Podarcis lilfordi (Lilford's wall lizard), 24074 nucleotides long. The record is from the annotation of a GenBank genome assembly. Lineage: Eukaryota; Metazoa; Chordata; Lepidosauria; Squamata; Lacertidae.